This is a messenger RNA of Lacerta agilis (Sand lizard), 1868 nucleotides long. Its product is annotated as zinc finger protein 287-like. The record is from RefSeq and is a predicted model, not a curated record. Bases 255 to 1715 code for a protein of 486 amino acids. The transcript has 6 exons. Gene Ontology annotation, biological process: regulation of transcription by RNA polymerase II. Lineage: Eukaryota; Metazoa; Chordata; Lepidosauria; Squamata; Lacertidae. Gene Ontology annotation, molecular function: DNA-binding transcription factor activity, RNA polymerase II-specific; RNA polymerase II cis-regulatory region sequence-specific DNA binding.
GAACAGCUGGCCCGCCCCCUCUGCCAUCGCGAGCCGCCCUUGCCCUGCAAGGAGUACGGCUGCAGACCUCGGUGUUUACCCAGUUUCCUCCAUUGCUACUUUCAAGGCAUCUUCCAGUUUUGGGGGGACAUAUGCUAAUUGCAAGACCCUAAUCUCCUCCUCACCCUGCCCCAAAGUCACACACUCCUACCCUCCAGAAAGAAGGCAGUGGUGGAGUUUCUGUGUGGGAGGCCAAGCUGUUGUGGAGCUCAAGGAUGGAGGAGCAAGACUCAGCUGGGCCUGAGGAGGGAGAAGGUCCCCGCAUCAUCCAGAUUGGGAGCGGUGGGGCCGUCUGGGGGGACCUGCCGCAGAAGUGCUUCCGGGAGUUGUGCUACCAGGAAGCUGAGGGUCCGAGAGAGAUCUGCGGCCAGCUCCGCUCACUGUGCUAUCAGUGGCUGAAGCCAGAAAGGAAUACAAAAGCCCAGAUAAUUGACCUGGUGGUCCUGGAGCAGUUCCUGGCUGUCCUCCCCCCGGAGAUGGAGAGCUGGGUCAGGGAGUGUGGAGCAGAGACCAGUUCCCAGGCGGUGGCCCUGGCAGAAGGUUUCCUCCUGAGCCAGGCAGAGGACAGAAAGCAGGAAGACACGCAGCUGCAGGGGUUGCUAGCCAAAGGGGCCACAGAUUUCCCAGGGACCAAGGAGCAUCCGCCGGAGACCGCACAGAGACUGCUCUUCAGGUGGAUCAAGCAGGAGGGAGACGGAGGGCCCCCCUCCCUGGAAAGUGCAACCGUUCUCAGAGACGGGGAGACGGCGCUGGGGGUUCCUCCUCUGACGCCUUCUCUUUGCAGCUGGCUGGAAGUGGCUCCUGUGUUACCAGGACAGGGUCCGGCACCCUUGGAGAAGAUGUCCGUUCAUUUCAUGGGGGAGGAGAGGACUCUUCCAGAACCAGGCCAGGCGUCUCUGCACAGGGGAUCCGUGGAGGAGAACACUGGGAAUCUGGUCUCUCUGGGUAACGGGCAAGAGGACCGCCAAGAGUGCAAAGGGCAGAGAAGGGCAGCCGAAGAGAAGCAGAAGUGGGGGGCCAAAGCCUUUGCGUUCGAAGGGGGCGAGGCGGAUGAGACCCCGAUCCUGGAGGGAUCCUGUCCUGAAGGGAAGCGCCGCUACGUCCACAGCAGAGAGAAGCCCUUGAAAUGCUCCGAGUGCGGAAAGAGCUUCAACCACCAGGUCCACCUCCUCAAGCACCAGAGGACCCACAUGGUGGAGGAAACCUACCGGUGUGCCGAGUGCGGGAAGCAGUUCAGCCACAGCUCCUACCUCAGCUCCCACCAGAAGAUCCACACGGGGGAGAAGCCCUACAAGUGCCUGCAGUGUGGGAAGACCUUCAGCCACGGCAGGAGCCUCAGCUCACACCAGGUAAUCCACACGGGCGAGAAGCCCUACAAGUGCUCGGUUUGCCCCAAGAGCUUCAGCCACAGCAGGAGCCUCAAAGUGCACCUCCGGAUCCACACCGGGGAGAAGCCCUUCGGCUGCUCCGAGUGCGGGAGGAGCUUCAGCCAGUGCUCCAACCUUAUCAAACACCAGAGAAUCCACACGGGGGAGAAGCCGUACAAGUGUUCCCAGUGCGGGGUGUGCUUCAAUCAGAGCAUCCAGCUGAAGAGGCACCAGAUCAUCCACACGGGUCAGGAUCCCGUCUAUCAGAGCAUCCAGCUUAAACGGCACCAGAUCAUCAACACGGGGUAGGAUCCUGCGAGUCCUGAGCCCCAACCCCUUGCUUCAUUUUGGGAGAAAAGCACACGGCUCCCUCUAAUUUAUGUUGUUGAACCUCCCAGAGAACUACAGAUGAACUAAUUAAAUAAGCAGAAGUUUAGAGUUGGAAGGGACCCCAGAAAUCAU